This is a messenger RNA of Thlaspi arvense, 918 nucleotides long. Lineage: Eukaryota; Viridiplantae; Streptophyta; Magnoliopsida; Brassicales; Brassicaceae. The record is from the annotation of a GenBank genome assembly.
AUGAACGACCUAAUCUCAAGUUCCUUCAAGAGAUACACAGACCUAAACCAGCAAGUCCAACUCGAUGACAUCGAAUCUCAAAACGCUUCUCUUGACUCAGGAAACCUCGAUGAGUUCUUUGGAUAUGUCGAGAGUGUUAAAGAAGACAUGAAAGCUGUCGAAGAGAUUCAUAAGCGUCUACAAGAAGCUAAUGAAGAGUCCAAGACCGUACAUGACUCCAAGGCCGUGAAAAAGCUUCGUGCUCGCAUGGAUACGAGUGUUUCAGAUGUAUUGAAACGUGUCAAGAUGAUAAAGACGAAGCUCGUGGCUUUGGAGAAAUCGAACGCUGCUCAGAGGAAAGUCUCUGGUUGUGGUCCUGGCUCCUCUGCUGAUCGGACCAGAACAUCGGUCGUAAGUGGAUUGGGGAAGAAACUUAAAGACAUGAUGGAUGAUUUUCAGAGACUACGAACCAAAAUGGCUUCUGAGUAUAAAGAAACAGUCGAGAGACGGUACUUCACUGUAACUGGGCAAAAAGCGGAUGAAGAGACGAUAGAGAAGCUGAUAUCAAGCGGAGAGAGCGAACGUUUUCUCCAGAAAGCGAUACAAGAGCAAGGUCGGGGACAGAUCAUGGACACGUUGUCAGAGAUUCAAGAACGACACGACGCGGUUAAAGAGAUAGAACGGAGUCUGUUGGAGCUGCACCAAAUUUUCCUCGACAUGGCAGCUCUCGUUGAAGCUCAAGGGAAUAUGCUCAACGACAUCGAAUCAAAUGUCUCAAAGGCAAGCUCUUUCGUCAUGAGAGGGUCUGAUCAGUUGCAGGGAGCUAAAGUACUUCAGAGGAACUCGAGGAAAUGGAGUUGUAUCGCCAUUAUACUCGCUAUUGUUCUUGUCAUUGUGAUUCUUUUCCCGAUCCUCUAUACAUCCAUACUUAAACCUUGA